GGUAUGCCUAAUGUCAUUCAUUCAUUCAUGUCAUGUUAAUUUGUCAUUCUGUGAUGGCGGUGCUUGGGAACUUGCGUUAGUUUAUUCACAAAUCUUACGACAACAGAUUUUCCUGUUGUUUUCGUUGUUUUUAUAAUGUUAUUUUUGUGAUAUUUGGUUUAAUUCAUCAUUUGACAUGUAUUAUUAUGUGUAUCUCUGAGAUCAAUCGAAUUUUUUUGAUAUCAGUUCUUGGCGCUAACAAUAUUGUGACUCGCAAAUUAGUGCGCCAACAUGAAUGAUGUUCGUGAUAAAGUGGUGGCUGGCUCCUCGACGUGGGAAACCAACACAACACACAGCGACUCAUCUCCAGAAAUUCAAUCUUCGCCCAGCGGCAGUGCUGAGACUCCGCAAACACCCGGAGCGCCCGCGCCGCUCGCCCCUCAUUUGGCCGCUGACUUGCAUCCAGACCUCUUGCAACAGGGCUGGCGGAAGUAUUGGUCGAAACGGGAAAAUAGACCUUACUUUUGGAACAAAUUGUCUGGUGAAUCUAUGUGGGAGUUACCGGCUGUAAAAAGAGACUUUGAUCCAAUUACAGAUCCUCUGGGGAUAUGUCAUACUGGCCCUCCUAAUCCUGGAAAUAUGACACCAGGUGCCACAAAACGACGACCUUCAGAAGAUAAUGGUCCUCCACCUAAAAAGUUUGUCUUAGCCGGUCCAUGGGACAUUGAAGUACCAACUAAUGUAGUGAUCUAUGAACGUCCUCCCACAAUUUGCCCUCAUCCCCAUCCGGAAAUAGAAGGUUUCAGAUUUACUUUAGCAAACAAGUUGCGGCAGUGUUAUCAGGAAUUGUGUCACACACGAGAAGGCAUUGAUGCUCCAAAGGAUUCAUUUAAUCGUUGGUUGAUGGAACGUAAAGUAAAUGAUCAAGGUGGAUCAGACCCAUUACUACCAAGUCACUGUUUUCCUGAAAUAUCUCGGUCAAUGUAUGAAGAAAUCAUGAAUGAUAUUCCGAUAAAAUUGACUCAUCCCAAGUUUACUGGAGAUGCUCGAAAACAAUUGUCACGUUACGCUGAAGCUGCCAAAAAGAUGAUAGAAUCGAGAAAUGCUUCACCAGAAAGCCGAAAAGUUGUAAAAUGGAAUGCUGAAGACACAUUCCAGUGGCUGAGAAGAACAGUAGGAGCAACAUAUGAUGAUUUUCAGGACAGACUGGCUCAUCUCAGGAGACAAUGUCAGCCACAUUUAUCAGAAACUGUAAAGGCUUCAGUGGAGGGGAUAUGCUUGAAGAUAUACCACUUGUCAGCAGAGUAUGCUCGAAAAAUACGAGAAAAACACAGCACUCUUCUGAAAGAAAAUGGAAUUCAGGAACUGCAGGCGCCCCUUCAGCAGGCCGCGCUGCGCAAGGUGUGGUGCUACCCGGUCCAGUUCGCGGUGCCGUCGCCGCGCCCGCCGCUCGUCGAACACUUCCUCGACAGAGACCAGGCCCUGCUGCGCUAUUUGGGCGAGUCACAAAUCCUCAAUGCUACUUAUUUACAAAAGUUGGAAUGCCUUUAUAGAUACAGCUGCUUCGACGACAAGAAGUUCGAGCAGUUCCUGUCGCGCGUGUGGUGCCUGCUGCGGCGGUACGCGGCGUGGGUGGGCGCGGGGGCGGAGGCGCACCUCACGCAGAUGUCGCUGCCCGUGUCCGUGCUGGAGUGUCUGCAGCGCUGCUUCGGCGUCACCUUCGAGUGCUUCGCCAGUCCCCUCGACUGCUACUUCCGCCAGUACUGCUCCGCAUUCGCGGACACUGACUCGUAUUUCGGCUCGCGGGGUCCAUUCCUGGAGCUGCGGCCGGUGUCGGGGUCGAUGGUGGCGCACCCGCCGUACUGCGAGGAGCUGCUGGAGGCGGCGCUGCGGCACAUGGAGCGGCUGCUGCAGGAGUCGGCGGAGCCGCUCAGCUUCGUGGUGCUGCUGCCCGAGUGGCCCGACCGCACCACGCAUGCGCUGCACAAGCUGCAGGCCAGCCACUUCAAGCGCAAGCAGGUAGUGAUACCAGCGUUUGAACAUGAAUAUAGACAUGGAUUCCAACACGUACUUCCUAAGAACGAGGUGUACUUCCGCUGGGGCGGCGGCACGGUGGUGGUGUGGCUGCAGAAUGCGGCGGGGUUCGCGCGCUGGGGCCCCACGGACGAGCGCGUGGAGGCGCUGCUGGACGCCUGGCGCCCCCGCCCGCACGCCGCUGCCUCGCCGCCGCCCGACGCCGCGCCCAAGCCCGACACGCCGCCGCAGGACAAGCGCUAGCACCCGCCACGCAACGAUUUCGACUUUAAUUGAUGAUCCCCGAAUUUAUUAAGCUGAAAGUGCUUAGCUGCAAAAGUGAAACGAGCAUCUUCAGUUGCCAACCAUUUAAAUUGAUGGGAACGUGCAACUGAAUUUCUAUGCAUUUGAAGUAAAUUUAUGUCUAGGAUGUGGACAAAUAGAACAGCAAUAGAUUCCAUGAAGCCCCCAGUGAAGUGAGUCCGAGUGUAUGCAGGCACAUUCGGCGAUGGAAUUGAAACCCGUCAAUUUCCGAUAAAAGACUUUGUUAACUGGCGUUAGCCAUAAUCCUCCAGUUCAUAGCCGAUUUGCAUCAUCAACUGCCCUUUAUGACCCUAUACUCAUCGCGAUAGAUCGAGCUACUUUAAAAAACAAAAAAAAUCUAGACUGAGCACAAGCAUUGUAAAGAGGACAAAUAAUUAACUUGGAUUUAGACAAAAAAAUACAUAGAACAACUCGCGGUUGGAGCUAGCCACAAAGUUUCCUCGUUUUGUAGGAUACUCAAAAAAAUAAUAUACUUUAACAUAAUAUUGAUCUGAAAAUGAUCAUGAACAGGAUCUCACUCUGAGGCCUAUUGGGCCUCUGCACAUUAUAUGAAAACACUAAGACAUAUACAUUUGUACAUCUAUUGUUAUAUCUGUCUUUGAUACCUAUAAUUGUGAUUAGUCACUAAAAAUUGAAAAUUGACCUAUAGAAAUGGAACGUGUGUUGCUAUAUAUAUAUAUAUACACGACUGCUCGGCGCUCAUAUUUAUCCCAAUGGGAUACCUGACGAAUGCAAUUAUUCCUGACGGACGGUCACUUGUGUGCACUAUGAACUGAAUGUA
Plodia interpunctella (Indianmeal moth) is the source of this 3097-nucleotide messenger RNA. RefSeq names its product Phosphorylated CTD-interacting factor 1 (gene Pcif1). The coding region runs from base 271 to 2256 and encodes 661 amino acids. The record is from RefSeq and is a predicted model, not a curated record. Gene Ontology annotation, cellular component: nucleus. The transcript is spliced from 8 exons. Gene Ontology annotation, molecular function: RNA polymerase II C-terminal domain binding; mRNA (2'-O-methyladenosine-N6-)-methyltransferase activity. NCBI's taxonomy places the organism in Eukaryota, Metazoa, Arthropoda, Insecta, Lepidoptera, Pyralidae.